Molecule: messenger RNA, 600 nt
Organism: Aspergillus bombycis
Lineage: Eukaryota; Fungi; Ascomycota; Eurotiomycetes; Eurotiales; Aspergillaceae
Product: vacuolar protein sorting-associated protein 29
Exons: 4
Coding region: 1-600 (199 amino acids)
Biological process (GO): retrograde transport, endosome to Golgi; intracellular protein transport
Cellular component (GO): retromer complex; endosome
Source: RefSeq, a predicted model, not a curated record
AUGACGUCGCGUCUUGUUCUGGUCAUUGGUGACCUCUUUAUCCCUGAUAGAGCUCCGGAUCUUCCAGCUAAGUUCCGGAAACUCUUAACGCCAGGCAAGAUCGGCCAGAUCCUCUGUCUGGGCAACCUGACCGACCGAAGUACAUUUGAAUUCCUCCGUGGUAUCGCUCCCGAUCUGCAACUGGUCAAGGGUGAUUUCGAUGUCGACUCUCCCAAUCUACCCCUCUCAAAAGUGGUGACCCACGGAAGCCUCCGGAUCGGUCUUACACAUGGCCACACCAUCAUCCCGCCGGGCGACGCCGAAGCCCUGCUUAUCGCCGCGCGCCAGAUGGAUGUCGAUAUAUUACUCUGGGGUGGUGCGCACCGUUUCGAUGCUUUUGAGAUGGAAGGGAGGUUCUUUAUCACCCCGGGAAGUGCAACGGGCGCUCUGAGUACCGGGUAUUGGCCCGAAGGAGAGGAACCAACGCCUAGCUUUUGUCUCAUGGAUAUUCAAGGUGACGUACUUGUGCUGUAUGUCUACCAACUCAAGACGGACGCCAAUGGCGUUGAAACCGUCGCGGUCGAAAAGGUCUCCUUCCGCAAGAACACCGUUCAAUCAUGA